AUGACCUUCUGGCAUGCCCACACCGGCCUGCUUGGCAGACCAUCUGGCUUGCCCGCCUUCCCGCACCUGCUUGGCAGACCUUCUGGCCCGCCUGCCUGCCUGCACAGGGACUGCUUGGCAGACCUUUUUGGCCCACCCGCCUGCCUGCACCAGGCCUGCUUGGCAGACCUUCUGGCCCGCUUGCCUGCCUACACCAGGCCUGCUUGGCAAACCAUCUGGGCCGCCCGCCUACCUAUACCGGGAUUCUGCUUGGCAGACCUCCUGGCCCGCCUGCCUGCUCGCAGUACCAGGCCUGCUUCGGCAGACCUUCCGGCCCGCCUGCCUGCCCGCAUACCAGGCCGGCUUGGCCGACCUUUCGGCCUGCCCGCCUGCCCGCAGUACCAGGCUGGCUUGGCAGGACCUUUCGGCCCGCCCACCUGCCCGCAGUACCAGGCCAGCUUGUACCAGGCCGGCUUGGCAGACCUUCUGGCCCGCCACCUGAUCGCAGUAACCAGGCCGGCUUGGCAGACCUUCCGGCCCGCCCCGCCUGCCCUCCAGUACCAGGCCGGUCAUUGGCAGACCUUCCGGCCCACCUCCCGCCUGCCCGCAUCACCAGGCCGGCUUGGCAGACCUUACGGCCUGCCCGCCUGCCCGCAGUACCAGGCCGGCUUGUACCAGGCUGGGUUGGCAAACCUUUCGGCCCGCCCGCCUCCCGCCCCGCAUACCAGGCUGGCUUGGCAGACCUUUCGGCCCGCCUGCCUGCCCGCAGUACCAGGCUGGCUUGGAGACCUUUCGGCCGCCCGCCUGCCCGCAGUACCGGGCCUGCUUCGGCAGACCUUCCGGCCCGCCUGCCUGCCCGCAGUACCAGGCCGGCUUGGCAGACCUUUCGGCCCGCCCGCCUGCCCGCAGUACCGGGCCUGCUUCGGCAGACCUUCCGGCCCCACCUGCCUGCCCGCAGAACCAGGCCUGCUUCGGCAGACCUUCCCAGCCCGCCGCCUAGCCCGCCAGUACCAGGCCAGCUUUGGCAGACCUUUCGGCCCGGAAGCCCACCUGCCCGCAGUACCAGGCUGGCUUGGAAGACCUUUCGGCCCCGCCCCCUGCCUGCCCGCAGUUUACCAGGCCGGCUUGGCAGACCUUUCGGCCCGCCCGCCUGCCCGCAGUACAGGCUGGCUUGGCAGACCUUUCGGCCGCCGCCUGCCCGCAGUACCGGGCCGUCUUCGGCAGACCUUUCCGGGCCCGCCCGCCUGCCCGCAGUACCAGGCCGGGGCUUGCAUCCUUUCGGGCCCGCCUGCCUGCCUGCAGUACCAGGCCGGCUCGGCAGACCUUUCGGCCCGCCCGCCUGCCCGCAAGUACCAGGCUGGCUUGGCUGACCUUUCGGCCCCCGCCCGCCUGCCCACAGUACCGGGCCUGCUUCGGCAGACCUUCCCUCCCCCCGCCUGCCUGCCGCAGUACCAGGCCGGCUUGGCAGACCUUUCGGCCCGCCCUCCUGCCCCGCAGUACCAGGCCUGCUUCGGCAGACCUUCCGGCCCGCCCGCCCACCUGCCCUCAGUACCAGGCGUACCAGGCCGGCUUGGCAGACCUUCCGGCCCGCCCGCCUGCCCGCAGUACCAGGCCUUCUUCGGCAGACCUUUUGGCCGCCCGCCUUGCCCGCAGUACCAAGGCCGCUUGCAGACCUUUCGUUCCCGCCCGCCUGCCCGCAGUAGUACCCAGGCCUGCUUCGGCAGAACUUUCCGGGCCCGCUCGCCUUCCCGCAGUAACCCAGGCCGGCUGGCAGACCUUUCGGGCCCGCCCGCCUGCCCGCAGUACCAGGCCUGGCUUGGCCAGACCUUUCGGCCCGCCCGCCUGGCCCGCAGUACCAAGGCUGGCUUGGCAGACCUUCCCGGAGCCUGUCAUGCCCCGCAGUACCAGGGCCGGCUUGGCAGACCUUUCAGCACGCCCGCCCGGCCCGCAGUACCGGGCCUGCUUCGGCAGACCUUUCCGGGCCCCACCUGCCUGCCCGCAGUAUCCAGGCCUGCUUCUGCAGACCUUCCAGCCCGCCCGCCUGCCCGCAGUACCCAGGCCAGCUUGGCAGACCUUUCGGACCGCCCGCCCUGCCCGCAGUACCAGUGGCUGGCGACCUUCGGCCCGCCCUGCCUCUCCCGCAGUUACCAGGCCGGCUUGGCAGGACUUUUCAGCCCGCCCCUUGCCCGCAGUACCAGGCUGCUUGGCAGACCUUCGGCCCUACCGCCCUGCCCGCAAGUACCGGGCCUCUGCUUCGGCAGACCUUCCGGCCACCCCCUGCCCGCCGAGUACCAGGGCUGGCUUGGCAGAACUUUCGGCCCGCCCGCCUUGCCCGCAGAGUUACCGGGCCUGCUCCGGCAGACCUUCCGCCCCGCCCAGCCUGCCCGCCCCGUACCAGGCCGGCUGGCAGACCUUUCGGCCCGCCUGCCUGCCUGCAGUACCAGGCCGGCUUGGCAGACCUUUCGGCCCGCCCGCCUGCCCGCAGUACCAGGCUGGCUUGGCAGACCUUUGCGGACGCCCGCCUGCCCACAGUACCGGGCCUGCUUCGGCAGACCUUCCCUCCCGCCUGCCUGCCCGCAGUACCAGGCCGGCUUGGCAGACCUUUCGGCCCGCCCCUCCUGCCCGCAGUACCAGGCCUGCUUCGGCAGACCUUACCGGCCAGCCCACCUGCCCUCAGUAACCAGGCCGUACCAGGCCGGCUUGGCAGACCUUUCGUCACGCCCCCUGCCCGCAGUACCAGGCCUGCUUCGGCAGACUUCCGGACCCCGCUCGCCUUCCGCAGUACCAGGGCCGGCUUGCCAGACCUUUCACGCCCGCCCUGCCCGCCCCCAGUACCAGGCUGGCUUGGCAGACCGUUUCGGCCCGCCCGCCUGCCCCCGCCAGUACCAGGCUGGCUUGGCAAAGACCUUCCGGCCCGCCUGCCUGCCCGCAGUACCAGGCCGGCUUGGCAGACCUUUCAGCCCGCCCGCCUGCCCGCAGUACCGGGCCUGCUUCGGCAGACCUUCGGGCCCACCUGCCUGCCCGCAGUACCAGGCCUGCUUCGGCAGACCUUCCAGCCCGCCCGCCUGCCCGCAGUACCAGGCCAGCUUGGGCAGACCUUUCGGCCCGCCGCCUGCCCACGCAGUACCAGGCUGGCUUGGCAGACCCUUUCGGCCCGCCUGCCUGCCCGCAGUACCCAGGCCGGCUUGGCAGACUUUUCGGCCCCGCCCGCCUGCCCCGCAGUACCAGGCUGGUUUAGGCAGCCUUUCUGCCCGCCCUCCUGCCCGCAGUACCGGGCCUGCUUCGGCAGACCUUCCGGCCCACCCGCCUGCCCGCAGUACCAGGCCGGCUUGGCAUACCUUUCGGCCCGCCUGCCUGCCUGCAGUACCAGGCUGGCUUGGCAGACCUUUCGGCCCGCCCGCCUGCCCGCAGUACCAGGCUGGCUUGGCAGACCUUUCGGCCCGCCCCCCUGCCCAUAGUACUGGGCCUGCUUCGGCAGACCUUCCGGCCCGCCUGCCUGCCCGCAGUACCAGGCCGGCUUGGCAGACCUUUCGGCCCGCCCGCCUGCCCGCAGUACCAGGCCUGCUUCGGCAGACCUUCCGGCCCGCCCACCUGCCCUCAGUACCAGGCCGGUUAGGCAGACUUUUCGGCCUGCCCGCAGUACCGGGCCUGCUUCGGCAGACCUUCUGA
Macrobrachium nipponense is the source of this 3648-nucleotide messenger RNA. Its product is annotated as collagen alpha-2(IV) chain-like. The transcript has 6 exons. NCBI's taxonomy places the organism in Eukaryota, Metazoa, Arthropoda, Malacostraca, Decapoda, Palaemonidae. The coding region runs from base 1 to 3648 and encodes 1215 amino acids. The record is from RefSeq and is a predicted model, not a curated record.